AUGACGUUAAACGUCAACCCGACGUUGACGGAAUCAACAAUUUUCGAUAUUUUUCUUAAUUUGUAAUAUUAAUAUUUAGUAACAAUGUUUUGCGCGGAGAUGAAUUCGUACUUGCAGCUGGUCUGUGCCAUGGAGCCGAGGGUUAUCAACAAGGCGGUUGAGAGAGCUAUGGCGAAUAAGGUUAUAGACUUGCCUUGUGCCAAAUUCAACCCACUCGGCCUAACUUCAGCCAGGCCGUCGACAUACGCUCCACAUAUCGACAUAACUCGCGCUCGACUCGGCUUCGGCCGGAUAGGCUUGAGGAUGGUCAACAGAGACCUGCACUCGCCAGACUAUCUAAUACAGUUGCAGGCGAUACAUACUGUUUUGGAUCAAGUGCAAAUAUCAGAGAAUGCCAUGUUCCUCAUAAAACUGAACGUGGUACACCGUCUAACGGAAUUGCUCGAUAACAGAGACCCGGUGAUUCGGGAGAAGGUUUGCCUGAUCCUGACGCAUCUGGCAGGCUAUCACCAGGGCAGGCUACGACUUAACGAUUGUCCGAAUCUCUAUUUCAGACUAAUGUGGCUUUGUCUGAGAGACAGGAAAGAAAUAAGAUACGCCGCAGCCUACACUUUUAGAACGCUCAGCAGAGAUCGCUGCGCCUGUGAAGCAAUUUGCAAAGUCGACGAUAUAAUCGAAAACAUGCUUAAAAUCGUCAAAAACGAGUAUACAGGAAUUGUCUUAAUACAUUUAAAGAGUAUGAAGAAUCUUUUUGAAUACGACCCAGUCGUGCCGCUAAAAGCGAACGCGUUUCAAGUAAUGUUAAACUUAUUUACUAAUGCUGAUCCCAGAAUAAUUUCAGAGGCAAUGGAGUGUAUGUCACAACUUUGCAAGCAUGAUGUUGGAAAGCUUUUAGCUGACCAGUACGAUUUGACAUUCUUUUUACGCCCAUACCUGACUUGUAAGGAAUAUGGUGUAGUUAUGAGCGCCGUUGGACUGAUGUGUUACACGACUUUGACGAAGCGUUCGAAAUGGCGGGCGAAAGAGGUUGCAAAGGAGUUGACAAUGAAUUUAAUGCAUUUAUGUCAUGCCCCAAUGCUUCCCUUGCUCCAGUUGAGGACUAUGCAAGUUUUGAUAAACCUUUGCGACUGUCCUGAUAUAAGGAAGCAUGUUAAACAUUUAUGGAAACAUAAAGUUCAGUUGAUCAUGAUAAGAACUCACGAAGAGUGGGACGGGACUAUGGAAACGAGCAGUAUGGGGUUAGAGACGGGGCAUAAUUAUAGAACCAUGUGCAUAGAGGGCAUUGAGACUAUUAAGAAUGAUUACGGAGAUAAUGCGGAAGUGGUGAACGUGCAUAGUUACUUGAGGAGGUUGCGGGAGAAGAAGGAACAGCUAUUGAAGGCUAUCGAUUGGACGCCAUACUCGUAGACAUUUUUUAGAUUAUAAAAAUUUAAGCUUUGUAAAAUAUGUUAUUCGUAAAAUUUUGUAUUAUAAACGACAUCGUUUGUGUCGUCUGAACAAAUUAUGUGUGCUGAAAUAUGCCUGAAAUAUAUAUUUUUAUUCAUAU
Cydia fagiglandana is the source of this 1546-nucleotide messenger RNA. RefSeq lists its product as uncharacterized. The record is from RefSeq and is a predicted model, not a curated record. Bases 85 to 1407 code for a protein of 440 amino acids. Lineage: Eukaryota; Metazoa; Arthropoda; Insecta; Lepidoptera; Tortricidae. The transcript is spliced from 4 exons.